UCUUCGUCUUCUCCCACCACUCCUCCCUCUUCACUUGCAUUGAUUCCCUCUCGUUCUUCCUCAUUUGCGUCGAGAGGAGAGAGCGCUAAUUUUGGGCGGUGUUUCUAUAUUAAGUCCGGUUGAAAAUAUCGUUUCCAUUCCGCCACGGUACGGUCGUCACCGACUCGCCGUAACGAAGGUGCUAGAUCGCUCGCUUCACGAGCGCCCUGCGCAAGGUUGACCCGGAUCCUGAAUUAAGGCGCGCCACCGCUCGUUCGUUUCCCCUCCCUCCAUUCCCUUUCUUCUCUCUCGCAUUGAGCCUCUCGCCGUUGUGGAGCCAUUUCCCAACCGUCGUUCCGGUGGUGGCCGGGCGUGAGGUUGCGGCCGGUGACUCAUGGGCGCCAUCCAGGUCGCAUCCCCCUCCUCCUCCCCGGCGUCGCCCUCGUCCUCUGCCCUUCUUGGCGGCGGCCGCUGCACGAGGCUGUCGAGAGCCCAGUCGUCGUCGUCGUCCUCGUCGCUGGCGAGCUGGAGCGUCGGCAUCGCGCGCCGGCGCCCGACGGUGACGCGCGCGCUCAGCGCCAGCAUCGACAGCGUGGGGAGCCACGGCGGGGACGACGAGGAGUUCCUGCGGAGGAUCCAGGAGCUGGCCGUGGGGCUGCACCCGGGCGCCGGGGGCUGCGGGUGGCCGGCCAGCGUGGAGCGUACCGCGAGCAGCGUCGGCCUUCCGCUGUCUCUACGGAUGCUCAAGCGCAAGAAGCAGCAGCGUGGCGGGCGGUGGGACGAGCGGCUGGUCGACCGCGCCGGCGAGUCCGGGCGCGGCGCCGUGGGGCGGGCCUUCUCGUCCAUGGUGCUCAUCAUCCGGGAGCUGCAGAGCUUCGCGCUGCAGAUGCGGCAGGCCGUCUUCUACGAGGACAUGCAGAGCGUGCUGGCGCGCGUGCACGCCGAGAUGGACGCCUCCUUCGUGUGGCUCUUCCAGCACAUCUUCGCCGGCACCCCGGCCCUCAUGGUCUCCGUCAUGCUCCUCCUCGCCAACUUCACCGUGCACUCCAUGGGCGGUCACAUCGCGAUGGCCGGCAGCCUCCCGCCUCCCCUGCCCGCCGUGGCGGCCGUCGCGAUGCUCGACGCCCAGCACAUGCAGCACGAGUCCAUUCCUGAUCAGCUGUUCGACGGUACCGUCUCGCUGAACACGCUGUCUAUUGGCCGAACCACGCCCUCGGUGGACGGGAACAGCGGGGGCGGCGGCAAGGCGCGGCCGGUCGCUGGCGCCACCGGCGACGACCGGUCGGACGAGUCCGCGUACCGGCAGAGCGGCGCGGUGCUGCCCGAGGAGCAGGAGGUGUCGCAGGCGACGCCGCUGGGGGCCACUAGCGCCGAGGAGACGGAGGACGAGCUGGCCAUCUGGAAGAGGAUCGCCGACGAGGCGACAAAGAUGCAGGCGAGCGUGCGCGUGGAGGCCUUGAUGGACCCGGACAUCCUGGGGCAGCUGGUGGCGCCGGUGGAGGCGAGGUUGGACACGGAGGACGUCGCCGAGUACGCCAGGACGGAGCAGAGGUACGAGAUGGCCGUGUCCGAGGAACCCGGCAACGCGCUGCUGCUCGCCAACUUCGCGCAGUUCCUGUACCUGGUGCAGCGCGACCACGACCGGGCGGAGCACUACUUCAAGCGGGCGGUGCGUGCGGAGCCGGCGGACGCGGAGACGCUGGGGUGGUACGCGGCGUUCCUGUGGAAGGCGCGCAACGACCUGGCGGCGGCGGAGGAGACGUACCAGGAGGCCAUCGCCGCCGAGCCCAGCAACGGGCACCACGCGGCGGCGUACGCGCACUUCCUCUGGAACACGGGCGGCGAGGACACGUGCUACCCCCUCGACUGACGCGCGCGCGCGCGCGCGAGAUCCAGCACCACCGCCCCGUACGUCGAUGCGUCCCAGAAGAGAAGACGGACGAAGAAAGAGUAUAGUUGUUGUUGUAGAGAUAGAGGAUUUUUUUUUUACUCCACGACCUCAGCAAGUCCACGCACUUCUCCUUCCUCACAUGUGCUUGGGCAGCCAUGAAACGAAGCAAUGCUUUGCUUACAAAGUGCACCUGAUGAUACAGAGUUACAGACACACUACACAGAGACGAAUCCCUUGUUUUUA
Messenger RNA from Lolium perenne, 2113 nucleotides. RefSeq lists its product as uncharacterized. The record is from RefSeq and is a predicted model, not a curated record. Lineage: Eukaryota; Viridiplantae; Streptophyta; Magnoliopsida; Poales; Poaceae. Gene Ontology annotation, molecular function: protein binding.